Durio zibethinus is the source of this 453-nucleotide messenger RNA. The record is from RefSeq and is a predicted model, not a curated record. Lineage: Eukaryota; Viridiplantae; Streptophyta; Magnoliopsida; Malvales; Malvaceae.
AUGAAGAUACUUCACCAAUCUGAAAAUAACAUGAUUUCCAACAACUUGAAAGCCUUUGAAAGAGAGAUUCAUGGUUUAUCAGAAAUAAGGCAACGUAACAUUGUGAAGCUGUAUGGCUUUUGUUCACAUCCAAAGAACUCAUUUUUGGUUUAUGAGUUUGUAGAAACGGGAAGUUUGAAAAUGGUGUUAAGGAAAAAGGACGAGGCAAUGGAGUUGGAUUGGGAGAAGAGGUUAAAUGUUGUAAAAGGAGUGGCCCAUGCCUUGUCCUAUGUGCAUCAUGACCAUUCAUCACCUAUUAUUCAUCGAGACAUUUCCAGCAACAAUGUUCUUUUGGAUUUGGACUAUGAGGCUCAUGUCUCAGAUUUUGGCACAGCCAGUCUUUUAAAGCCUGAUACUUUCAAUUGGGCCUCACUUGCUGGCACUUUCGGAUAUAUAGUUCCAGGUAUUUAUUGA